AUGUUUCGGUGCAUCGUACGAAGGUUGUCUGCUGAAGCAAAUGGUUCUAGGUAUUUCACAAGAUGGUACAGUGAUUCCAAUAAAAAUAGGACUUCAAACGAUGAUAUUGCAUUUGAAGCUGAAUAUUAUUACAAACAGGAUAAAGAAUUAUUAGAAAUGUUAAAGCAAAAAAUGCAGGAAGAAGUGAAGUGCUUGCAAGAUGAAGUUACAACGUUGCGUAAUAAAAUUGAAGAAUAUAAUCGUACUAUUAACGAAAAUUUACGAUUUCUGAAAGGUCUGGAGAAAGAUUUAACAGCUAGUGAUAAAAAAUAG
This is a messenger RNA of Eufriesea mexicana, 312 nucleotides long. RefSeq lists its product as uncharacterized. The record is from RefSeq and is a predicted model, not a curated record. The transcript is spliced from 3 exons. The coding region runs from base 1 to 312 and encodes 103 amino acids. Lineage: Eukaryota; Metazoa; Arthropoda; Insecta; Hymenoptera; Apidae.